Molecule: messenger RNA, 10247 nt
Organism: Salvelinus fontinalis (brook trout)
Lineage: Eukaryota; Metazoa; Chordata; Actinopteri; Salmoniformes; Salmonidae
Product: mitogen-activated protein kinase 1
Exons: 8
Coding region: 429-1538 (369 amino acids)
Biological process (GO): protein phosphorylation; intracellular signal transduction
Cellular component (GO): cytoplasm; nucleus
Molecular function (GO): ATP binding; MAP kinase activity
Source: RefSeq, a predicted model, not a curated record
UACGUCUUGCAACGGAAACCGUUUACCGUGUAAGAAGCACACAGAGCAAACGGAAAGAAACGGGGAGGGGCAUACCUGACUUUGUCAAAUAGAAGCUCUCGUUUUCGUUGCAAAACGUUUUGCGUUGGGAUAAACGCUUUCUGUUGCAAAGGGUUUUGCAACAGACCAAACAUUUCGCAACAGAAUCAGCGUAAAUGAACACACCCAUGCUCUUGCAGUAGCUAGCAAACUGCAGUCAGUGGAAUCAGGCUUUGAACACGUUAUAUCGCCGAGGAGCGGACUAAUUACUUUUCUUACUAUCUUUCGCCAUUACUGAGGACUUCAUAAAGUCUCACUGUGUUGUAUAACGUUAUUACAGCGGUGACUUUUCGGAUUUUCCCUUUCUUUCUGGCUGUGGAGAACGUGUAAAAAUACAGCUAGUUUUCACAAUGGCGACAGCAGCAGUAUCUGCCAGUGCUGGCAGCGGCCCCAACCCCGGAUCUGGCGCUGAGUUAGUCCGAGGACAGGCCUUCGAUGUCGGCCCUCGCUACCACAAUCUCUCCUAUAUUGGCGAAGGCGCUUAUGGAAUGGUGUGCUCUGCGUAUUGCCGUGACAACAAGGUCCGCGUGGCGAUCAAGAAGAUCAGUCCGUUUGAGCACCAGACGUACUGCCAGAGGACUCUGAGAGAGAUUAAGAUCCUGCUGCGAUUCAGACAUGAGAACAUCAUCAGCAUCAACGACAUCAUCCGCAUGCCCUCUAUCCACCAGAUGAAGGACGUCUACAUUGUGCAGGACCUGAUGGAGACAGACCUGUACAAGCUCCUGAAGACCCAGCACCUGAGCAACGAUCACAUCUGUUACUUCCUGUAUCAGAUCCUGAGAGGCCUGAAGUACAUCCACUCAGCCAACGUCCUGCACCGCGACCUCAAACCCUCUAACCUGCUGCUCAAUACCACCUGUGAUCUAAAGAUCUGUGACUUUGGUCUUGCGCGUGUGGCUGACCCGGACCACGACCACACGGGCUUCCUGACAGAGUACGUCGCGACUCGUUGGUACCGUGCGCCUGAGAUCAUGCUCAACUCAAAGGGUUACACCAAGUCUAUUGAUAUCUGGUCUGUGGGCUGCAUCCUGGCUGAAAUGCUCUCCAAUAGACCCAUCUUCCCCGGGAAGCACUACCUGGACCAGCUCAACCACAUACUGGGUAUCCUAGGGUCUCCUUCCCAGGAGGAUCUGAACUGCAUCAUCAACAUCAAGGCCAGGAACUACCUGCUGUCUCUCCCGCUGCGCUGCAAGGUCCCGUGGAACCGCCUCUUCCCCAACGCUGACCCCAAAGCUCUGGACCUGCUGGACAAGAUGUUGACCUUUAACCCCCACAAGAGGAUCGAGGUGGAGGAGGCUCUGGCUCACCCUUACCUGGAGCAGUACUACGAUCCUACAGAUGAGCCUGUAGCCGAGGCUCCCUUCAAGUUUGACAUGGAGCUGGAUGAUCUCCCCAAAGAGACCCUGAAGGAGCUGAUCUUUGAAGAGACGGCACGCUUUAACACCGUCUGCAGGUCCUAACCUAUAGAACCAGAUCAGACUCUGGACUCUCCUCUCCUCGUUGUGUGCUCUGGUUCCUCCUGUCUUCAGCAAUGCCUGUAUACCCCCCCCCCCCCGCCUUCCUCAGUCAGACCACCAUGCUCAGGAACGGGUUUCAGGAAUCAAUCUGUCCUUUCUCCCUCUAUCCCUCCCCUCUCUCCCUACGGGGUGAGGAGGGUCACAUGUUGGCUUACUGUUGAUAUUUCCUCUAUCCCCCCACCCACUCCUCACUGCCUACGGGGGACUAUUGGAAAGCACUAUAUAGUGAUUAGGGCUCUGAUCUAAAGUAGUGCACUAUAUAGGGAAUAGGGCCCUGGUCUAAAGUAGUGCACUAUAUAGGGAAUAGGGCUCUGGUCUAAAGUAGUGCACUAUAUAGGGAAUAGGGCCCUGGUCUAUAGUAGUGCACUAUAUAGGGAAUAGGGCUCUGGUCUAAAGUAGUGCACUACAUAGGGAAUAGGGCUCUGGUCUAAAGUAGUGCACUAUAUAGGGAGCCAUAUGGGACUUCUCCGGCGACUCCUGCUCAAAUCAUUAUUAUUAUAAUUCCUGCUCAGCGCAGCCUUGGUUGACGGUUGUCUGUCUGUUUGAGAAGCUUUACAUUGCCAAAUCAUUUUUUGUACAGCUUCUUUUUAUUUUCUAACUAUCUGAGACCGAGCUACGAUCAGGGAACUCAUAGGUGAUGUCACUCUACCGACCCCACAUUGAUCAACAUAUUUAUGCAAUGACAUAAAGCUCUCUGUAUCUGGACAGACAGACAGACACAGGACAGGAUGUUGACAUAAAGCUCUCUGUACCUGGACAGACAGACAGACACAGGACAGGAUGUUGACAUACAGCUCUCUGUACCUGGACAGACAGACAGACACAGGACAGGAUGUUGACAUAAAGCUCUCUGUAUCUGGACAGACAGACAGACACAGGACAGGAUGUUGACAUAAAGCUCUCUGUAUCUGGACAGACAGACAGACACAGGACAGGAUGUUGACAUAAAGCUCUCUGUACCUGGACAGACAGACAGACACAGGACAGGAUGUUGACAUAAAGCUCUCUGUACCUGGACAGACAGACAGACACAGGACAGGAUGUUGACAUAAAGCUCUCUGUACCUGGACAGACAGACAGACACAGGACAGGAUGUUGGUAGAGAGGGUGAUUCUGAAAGUAACGCACGCGUGGUUUGACGAAGUAACUAAUAAUAGAACCCAAUUUGAAAAAGUAACGCGUUACUUUACUCGGUUAAUCAUAAAAGUAAACUGAUUACUUAUUCUGUUACUCAUAAAAGUAAUCUGAUUACGUAUCGUGUUACUUUAUUCUGAUACUCCUAAAAGUAAUCUGAUUACGUAAGGCGUUACUUUACUCUGUUACUCAUAAAAGUAAUCUGAUUACGUAAGGCGUUACUUUACUCUGUUACUCAUAAAAGUAAUCUGAUUACGUAAGGCGUUACUUUUGUAACACUGGUUAGGAAUCUCCCUCCCAGAUAGAACAGAACAGGUAGUUUCUCAGACCGACGGACAGCAUCAACCUGACCUGUUGGAGCAGGGGUUUACUGUUUAAUGAUGACCGGUGGUUAGGGAGAAAUCCAACAGGAAGUGCAGUGCCUCCUCUCCUCGCUUCUCUUUCUGGGUCUUUGGCCUUGUGACAGUAAGACUGUACCCUUUUGACUGUUAAAAACUCUGUCUACAUAUUGAUAACGGCUGGUUGGCUGGGCCCUGUUUCAGCUCCUCCUCCUAACCCCAGGGCCCUGUUUCAGCUCCUCCUAACCCCCUGGGCCCUGUUUCAGCUCCUCCUCCUAACCCCCAGGGCCCUGUUUCAGCUCCUCCUAACCCCCAGGGCCCUGUUUCAGCUCCUCCUCCUAACCCCCUGGGCCCUGUUUCAGCUCCUCCUCCUAACCCCCUGGGCCCUGUUUCAGCUCCUCCUCCUAACCCCAGGGCCCUGUUUUAGCUCCUCCUCCUAACCCCCUGGGCCCUGUUUCAGCUCCUCCUCCUAACCCCCUGGGCCCUGUUUCAGCUCCUCCUCCUAACCCCAGGGCCCUGUUUUAGCUCCUCCUCCUAACCCCCUGGGCCCUGUUUCAGCUCCUCCUCCUAACCCCCUGGGCCCUGUUUCAGCUCCUCCUCCUAACCCCAGGGCCCUGUUUCAGCUCCUCCUAACCCCCUGGGCCCUGUUUCAGCUCCUCCUCCUAACCCCCAGGGCCCUGUUUCAGCUCCUCCUAACCCCCAGGGCCCUGUUUCAGCUCCUCCUCCUAACCCCCUGGGCCCUGUUUCAGCUCCUCCUCCUAACCCCCUGGGCCCUGUUUCAGCUCCUCCUCCUAACCCCAGGGCCCUGUUUUAGCUCCUCCUCCUAACCCCCUGGGCCCUGUUUCAGCUCCUCCUCCUAACCCCCUGGGCCCUGUUUCAGCUCCUCCUCCUAACCCCCUGGGCCCUGUUUCAGCUCCUCCUCCUAACCCCCUGGGCCCUGUUUCAGCUCCUCCUCCUAACCCCCUGGGCCCUGUUUCAGCUCCUCCUCCUAACCCCCUGGGCCCUGUUUCAGCUCCUCCUCCUAACCCCCUGGGCCCUGUUUCAGCUCCUCCUCCUAACCCCCUGGGCCCUGUUUCAGCUCCUCCUCCUAAACCCCUGGGCCCUGUUUCAGCUCCUCCUAACCCCCUGGGCCCUGUUUCAGCUCCUCCUCCUAACCCCAGGGCCCUGUUUCAGCUCCUCCUCCUAACCCCCUGGGCCCUGUUUCAGCUCCUCCUCCUAACCCCCUGGGCCCUGUUUCAGCUCCUCCUCCUAACCCCCUGGGCCCUGUUUCAGCUCCUCCUCCUAACCCCCUGGGCCCUGUUUCAGCUCCUCCUCCUAACCCCCUGGGCCCUGUUUCAGCUCCUCCUCCUAACCCCCUGGGCCCUGUUUCAGCUCCUCCUCCUAACCCCCUGGGCCCUGUUUCAGCUCCUCCUCCUAAACCCCUGGGCCCUGUUUCAGCUCCUCCUCCUAAACCCCUGGGCCCUGUUUCAGCUCCUCCUCCUAAACCCCUGGGCCCUGUUUCAGCUCCUCCUCCUAACCCCCAGGGCCCUGUUUCAGCUCCUCCUCCUAACCCCCAGGGCCCUGUUUCAGCUCCUCCUCCUAACCCCCAGGGCCCUGUUUCAGCUCCUCCUCCUAACCCCCAGGGCCCUGUUUCAGCUCCUCCUCCUAACCCCCUGGGCCCUGUUUCAGCUCCUCCUCCUAACCCCCUGGGCCCUGUUUGAGCUCCUCCUCCUAACCCCCUGGGCCCUGUUUCAGCUCCUCCUCCUAACCCCCAGGGCCCUGUUUCAGCUCCUCCUAACCCCCUGGGCCCUGUUUCAGCUCCUCCUCCUAACCCCCUGGGCCCUGUUUCAGCUCCUCCUCCUAACCCCCUGGGCCCUGUUUCAGCUCCUCCUCCUAACCCCCUGGGCCCUGUUUCAGCUCCUCCUCCUAACCCCCUGGGCCCUGUUUCAGCUCCUCCUCCUAACCCCCUGGGCCCUGUUUCAGCUCCUCCUCCUAACCCCCUGGGCCCUGUUUCAGCUCCUCCUCCUAACCCCCUGGGCCCUGUUUCAGCUCCUCCUCCUAACCCCCUGGGCCCUGUUUCAGCUCCUCCUCCUAACCCCCUGGGCCCUGUUUCAGCUCCUCCUCCUAACCCCCUGGGCCCUGUUUCAGCUCCUCCUCCUAACCCCCAGGGCCCUGUUUCAGCUCCUCCUCCUAACCCCCAGGGCCCUGUUUCAGUACGAUGUGUUGUUGAACGUUGCAGAUAGACUACAUCUGAUGUUAUUCUGUAUACUAGGUGUGUUCUACAUCAUACUGCUCCUUUAUAUGCAUGACCUCUGACCCUGGGUACACUGAAAUUAGUUUUGGGGGGGGGGGGGGGUUUUCCUUGAACCAUCUUUUUGGUAUUUGUUUCAUUAGUCCAUUGUUGACAUAGUCCCAAAAUGUUUUCAAGAUAGGUCACUUUUGAAAAUACAGAAAUCAAUCUUGAAAACUUGAUAGUCCCAAAAUGUUUUGUUUGUCAGCUAUGUCAACAAUGGACUAAUGAAACAAAUACCAAAAUAUAUUUUGGGGGUGGAGUUUAGCUAAUCAGAUCAAAGCACUUAACAGUGUGUGUGUGCUGUAAUAUGCUAAUUAUAUGCAGAUCAGUGGAUCCCAAUCAGGUGGCAGCACACAUUCACAAAUUUAAAUAUCUCGGAGAGCUCACACCCCUUUUUUUUUUUUUUACACCAAUUUAAUAAACUUGCUUAUAAUUUCUUGAUCUUAAAUAAGAUUCCCCCUUUUAAAGCAAAAAAAACCCCCAUAGGCUAUGUAUAUUAUAAAUACUGUUUAUAAUUAUAUAUAUUACGUACCUUCAUGCUUAAAACAAUUUAUACUGACAAACCUACAGAGUACAGAGGCAUGAGUCAGAUGACAUGUACAUUAUCGUAGAACAUUUCUAAAUUCAGUCCACUGGAGCCGUUUCAAUAGUUUGGAUGUUUCCAGUGUUUAUGUAUGCAACUUCCCCUUUAAGACGUCAACACCCGUUGGAUCAGAGUGUAACAGCAUUAUCAAUGAGUCCCGUCUGUUGCUCUCUCCUUCCCCGAACUAGAAGAACAAACAAGGAUUAUUAACGGAGGCAUUAUCAGUAACACAAGAUGUCGGCAUCUCUCUAGAUCUAGACGCUUCUCUCCGAUACCAUCGCCAGCGGUCAUAGUUCCCUCCGGUCAACAGUUCAUGUCUGAGUGUCUUCGUACCUAUUUGCUUCAGCUGUCCCUGUUUCAUAUAACAUGUAUCACCUGUAUUUUAGUGACAUACACAACCAUUUCAAUGGAAGCUGGCUAGUUGUUAGUGGCUUGAGUUCCUUGGUCAGUAUUUGAGAUGCUCCGAGAGAGCGUUCUCCAUGUCUGCUGCCAUUUCACUGGCCAUAGUAUCUACUACUUUACAAAGUGGCCAAACAUCUAUUCACAUCUCUGCUCCAGUUACUGUCUGUGGAGUUUCACAUCUCUGUGGAGUUUCACAUCUCUGCUCCAGUUACUCUCUGUGGAGUUUCACAUCUCUGUGGAGUUUCACAUCUCUGUGGAGUUUCACAUCUCUGUGGAGUUUCACAUCUCUGCUCCAGUUACUCUCUGUGGAGUUUCACAUCUCUGUGGAGUUUCACAUCUCUGUGGAGUUUCACAUCUCUGUGGAGUUUCACAUAUUUGUGGAGUUUCACAUCUCUGCUCCAGUUACUGUCUGUGGAGUUUCACAUCUCUGUGGAGUUUCACAUCUCUGCUCCAGUUACUGUCUGUGGAGUUUCACAUCUCUGUGGAGUUUCAAAUCUCUGCUCCAGUUACUGUCUGUGGAGUUUCACAUCUCUGUGGAGUUUCACAUCUCUGCUCCAGUUACUGUCUGUGGAGUUUCACAUCUCUGUGGAGUUUCACAUCUCUGCUCCAGUUACUGUCUGUGGAGUUUCAUGAGACACCUAUCAGACUUCAUACCAAGUCAUUAAGUCACCAAGUCUAAUGCCAAGUCUAGAGCUCCCAGCUCAUUGGUUGAGAUGCUCAAAGAGAACAUUCUCCAUGGCGUAUAGGUCUACCCCUUUGAUUGCACUUGCUUUUUCUAUAUAAUGUUACAAUGCCUUGUAUAUAACGUUACAAUGCUUUCUAUAUAAUGUUAAAAGGGCAUCAACGACGUUAAAAUGCCUUCUAUAAAACGUUACAAUGCCAUAAUGGGACAUAGUGUCUACUGGCUCAAUAUGUCCACACAGAGAGCCAGCUAGGUGGAUGACAUUAAGGUAUAACAUUACAAUGCCAUGGGACCUUCAGGUCCACUUAGGACUAGACGUCUGCUGCACAGCAUUACAGCGCCUUAGCCCACCUGCAGAAGGCAGCUACAGGCCCUUAGCCCACAUACAGAAGGCAGCAACUACAGGCCCUUAGCCCACCUGCAGAAGGCAACUACAGGCCCUUAACCCACCUGCAGAAGGCAACUACAGGCCCUUAACCCACCUACAGAAGGCAACUACAGGCCCUUAACCCACCUGCAGAAGGCAACUACAGGCCCUUAACCCACCUGCAGAAGGCAGCAACUACAGGCCCUUAACCCACCUGCAGAAGGCAACUACAGGCCCUUAACCCACCUGCAGAAGACAACUACAGGCCCUUAACCCACCUGCAGAAGACAACUACAGGCCCUUAACCCACCUGCAGAAGGCAACUACAGGCCCUUAGCCCACCUGCAGAAGGCAACUACAGGCCCUUAACCCACCUGCAGAAGACAACUACAGGCCCUUAACCCACCUGCAGAAGGCAACUACAGGCCCUUAACCCACCUGCAGAAGGCAACUACAGGCCCUUAACCCACCUGCAGAAGGCAACUACAGGCCCUUAACCCACCUGCAGAAGGCAACUACAGGCCCUUAACCCACCUGCAGAAGGCAACUACAGGCCCUUAACCCACCUGCAGAAGGCAACUACAGGCCCUUAACCCACCUGCAGAAGGCAGCAACUACAGGCCCUUAACCCACCUGCAGAAGACAGCAACUACAGGCCCUUAACCCACCUGCAGAAGACAGCAACUACAGGCCCUUAACCCACCUGCAGAAGACAGCAACUACAGGCCCUUAACCCACCUGCAGAAGGCAACUACAGGCCCUUAACCCACCUGCAGAAGGCAACUACAGGCCCUUAACCCACCUGCAGAAGGCAACUACAGGCCCUUAACCCACCUGCAGAAGGCAACUACAGGCCCUUAACCCACCUGCAGAAGACAACUACAGGCCCUUAACCCACCUGCAGAAGGCAACUACAGGCCCUUAACCCACCUGCAGAAGGCAACUACAGGCCCUUAACCCACCUGCAGAAGGCAACUACAGGCCCUUAACCCACCUGCAGAAGGCAACUACAGGCCCUUAACCCACCUGCAGAAGGCAACUACAGGCCCUUAACCCACCUGCAGAAGGCAACUACAGGCCCUUAACCCACCUGCAGAAGGCAACUACAGGCCCUUAGCCCACCUGCAGAAGGCAACUACAGGCCCUUAACCCACCUGCAGAAGACAACUACAGGCCCUUAACCCACCUGCAGAAGACAACUACAGGCCCUUAACCCACCUGCAGAAGGCAGCAGCUGUAAGAGCCACUGGCCACAACCCCCUGCUGAUCGCUUGAUCAAUCUAUCCAAAAGUAUGUGGACACCCCUUCAAAUGAGUGAAUUUGGCUAUUUCAGUCACACCCAUUGCUGACAGGUGUAUAAAAUCGAGCACACGGCCAUGCAAUCUCCAUAGACAAACAUUAGAAGUAGAAUGGCCUUACUGAAGAGCUCAGUGACUUUCAACGUGGCACCAUCACAGGAUACCACCUUUCCAAAAAGUCAGUUUGUCAACUUUCUGCCCUACUAGAGCUGCCCCGGUCAACUGUAAGUGCUGUUAUUGUGAAGUGGAAACAUCUAGGAGCAACAACGGCUCAGCCGCGAAGUGGUAGGCCACACAAGCUCACAGAAUGGGACCGCCGAGUGCUGAAGCGUGUAAAAAUAAUCUGGCCUCGGCUGCAAUAUUCACUACCGAGUUCCAAACUGCCUCUGGAAGCAACGUCAGCACAAGAAAUGUUCGUUGGGAGCUUCAUGAAAUGGGUUUCCGUGGCCGAGCAGCUGCACACAACACUAAAGAUCACCAUGUGUAUUAACACGCGUCGGCUGGAGGGGUGUAAAGCUCACCGCCAUUGGAAUCUGGAGCAGUGGAAAUGCGUUUUCUUGGGCGAUGAAUUACGCUUCACCAUCUGGCAGUCCGACGGAUUAAUCUGGGGACCCGACGGACGAAAAGCUGACUGACCUGCACAGAGGCCUGACCUCAACCCCAUCGAACACAGUUGGGUUGAAUUGGACCGCCGACUGUGAGCCAGGCCUAAUCACCCAACAUCAGUGCCCGACCUCACUAAUGCUCUUGUGGCUGAAUGGAAGCAAGUCCCUGUAGAAAUGUUCCAACAUCUAGUGGAAAUCCUUCCCAGAAGAGUGGAGGCUGUUAUAGCAGCAAUGUUCCAACAUCUAGUGGACAGCCUUCCCAGAAGAGUGGAGGCUGUUAUAGCAGCAAAGGGGGUCCAACUCCAUAUUAAUGCCCAUGAUUUUAGAAUGAGAUGUUUGACAAGCAGGUGUCCACAUACUUUUGUAAGUAAUAUAUCUAUCUCUAUUGAUCUACCCUAUCCCCUACCUAUCCCCUACCUAUCCCCUACCUAUUCCCUACCUAUCUCCUACCUAUCCUCUACCUAUCCUCUACCUAUCCCCUACCUAUCCUCUACCUAUCCCCUACCUAUCCCCUACCUAUCCCCUACCUAUCCCCUACCUAUCCCCUACCUAUCCCCUACCUAUCCCCUACCUAUCCCCUACCUAUCCUCUACCUAUCCCCUACCUAUCCCCUACCUAUCCCCUACCUAUCCCCUACCUAUCCCCUACCUAUCCCCUACCUAUCCCCUACCUAUCCUCUACCUAUCCCCUACCUAUCCCCUACCUAUCCCCUACCUAUCCCCUACCUAUCCCCUACCUAUCCCCUACCUAUCCCCUACCUAUCCCCUACCUAUCCCCUACCUGUCCCCUACCUGUCCCCUACCUGUCCCCUACCUGUCCUCUACCUGUCCUCUACCUGUCCCCUACCUAUCCCCUACCUAUCCCCUACCUAUCCCCUACCUAUCCUCUACCUAUCCUCUACCUAUCCUCUACCUAUCCCCUACCUAUCCCCUACCUAUCCCCUACCUAUCCCCUACCUAUCUCCUACCUAU